This is a messenger RNA of Poecilia reticulata (guppy), 2530 nucleotides long. RefSeq names its product cellular retinoic acid-binding protein 1. The record is from RefSeq and is a predicted model, not a curated record. Gene Ontology annotation, molecular function: lipid binding. Lineage: Eukaryota; Metazoa; Chordata; Actinopteri; Cyprinodontiformes; Poeciliidae.
GAUGGAUGGAUGGAGAGAAAUAACCUAAAGAAAAGCAGCUGAGGAGUCAAAGGACAGGAGGCGUCGGCCGGCACACAGCAGGACGAGAGAAAUGGCAAAUUUUUCAGGCACCUGGAAAAUGAAAAGCAGCGAGAAUUUUGACGAGUUGCUCAAAGCUCUGGGUGUGAACGCCAUGCUGAGGAAGGUCGCAGGGGCGGCUGCAUCCAAACCCCACGUGGAGAUAAAACAGAGCGGUGACCACUUCUACAUCAAGACCUCCACCACCGUACGCACCACGGAGAUCAACUUCAUCGUAGGCGAGGAGUUCAACGAGGAGACGGUGGAUGGCAGAAAGUGUAAGAGUUUGGCCACGUGGGAGACGGAAAACAAGAUUUACUGCAAACAGACUCUGCUGAGCGGGAACAGUCCAAAAACCUUCUGGAGCCGAGAACUCAAAGGGGAGGAACUCAUUUUGAUCUUUGGAGCAGACGAUGUGAUCUGUACGCGGAUCUACGUACGAGCACAGUAGACAUCUCCGUUCCUCCAAAUUAACUCACAACUGACACCCUGUUGAUGUCUGAAAUUUAGCGCCUUGCAAAAGUAUAUAUAAACCAACAACUUUUUUUUGUUUUACUUUUUUUUUUUUUUACAUUUUUUUAACUACAAGAAAAACUGACAUUUGUAUUGUGCUUGUGGAUAAUUGGGUAGUUAAAACAAUACCAAGUUUUCCAGUCUAGAGUAUUUUUGCCCUGUCUACAUAGCAUCCCCCAGCAUGAUGAUGCAAUGUUUAACAUAGUAUUUAAUUUGCUUAGUUUAGGGUCACAUGUCACAUUUUGCAUGAGGCAUCAUCUGUUCAGAGCACCUUCCUCUCUUCUGCUGUCUCCAAACAUGGCCGUGGCAAACUGCUUUGGUUUCAACAACGGUUUUCGUCUUGCUGCUCUUCCGCUUUCACCUUUUCAGAUAAUAGAUCAAACGGUGCUCAAUUUAAUCUUCAAAAUUUGGGUUUUCAUUUCAGAAGCCAAGUCUACUUUUUCUACUACUAACCUGUCUUUAGCUUUAUCCCUGAUGUCUCUGGUUAGUAUAUCUUUUUUGAAAAUAAUACCCCCCCUUGCUGUCACAAAACAAUGUUAAAAUUAUACCCUUAUCCCACCUUGAAGUGUUUUCUUGAAAGAGGCUAAAGAGGUUUGUGGCCAUAAUGUGACAAAAUGUAAAAAUGUUCAAGGAGUAUGGAUACUUUUGCAAGGCACUUUAACCUUGAUGGUGUGCUGCAUUUUUGUAUAGAAACAUAAUUUAGAAAGUUGAUUUUUACUUUUUCUUGUGCAUAAUUUUGUGGUUUUGCCUUUUUAUUUUUCCCACAACAAAGGCAGAACUACCUGUUCUAAUCUGAAUAGAAAUGCUCAGAAUGUUUGAUGCUGAAUCCUCUAUCCAUUCUUCUGUACACACAUAUCCAAUGGAGAUGAAAAGAGUCUUUUAGGGCAGUUUUGGGUCGUCAUAUUUUGACUAUAAGACUAAGCCGGAGUAUCCGAGGGGAAUCCGGACAAGAACAUGAAGAAAGAGCUAAAACCAAGAUAAACGGCUGACAUACAAAAAAUGUUACUAAAAACCAAGGCAAGCGAGUUUCUGUCUACUCAAAGGAUAUUUUAAUGCCAAACACCAUACUAACACUCAUGUACAACAUCAUAUAAGUCAAGAGAAGUGACACAUUAAACAGGGUACAAACAAUCUCUGUAUGUACAAUCGGCUCCCCCGGGACUUCCUCUGUAAUUCUGUAACAAACACGGCAAAUAGAAAAAUAAAAACCCAGGUAUUAAACUAUUUCAAGAUUGUCUGCAGCUGGUUAUAUUACCGACCGCUGCCUUUAGUGAACCUUCAGGAAAACAGACUGUCUAGGAAGUGAUGCCUAUGUUCAUCUUAACUUCUCUGUGUCCCAUGUAACAUUUCAUGUGUGAAAUUAAAUGAUAUUCUGUUGCACACAUGUACAGUUUUAAUGUGAGACUCUCACAUUCCAGCAUUAAAUAUGAAGGAUUUCCCUCUUCCAUCUAAUCUCAUCUAAAAUAUCCAAAAACAUUUCCAAUUUUAUUAAAAGGCAAAAAAAGGGCCAAAAAAUGUCUUUUUAUGGGCAUUCCAUAUCCACGUUUGUAUUCCAGCAAGAAAUACAAGUUAGUUUCAAUAAACUAUGACUCAAGAAAUUAUUGCUUGUGUUUUUUGUCCUUAAACUGCACACAAUUCAUAACGUUGACAUUUACCCAAAGAGCUGUUGUUGACGACAGACUAUGAAAGAUAAAACUGAAUCCAGCUUUUUAGCGAUCGUCUGAGAUACCACCAACCAUCCUGCACGGAUUGUAAAUAUUUUUGAAAAGUUCAUUAACAAGAAAAAGUUUGAAGUGCUGUUCCGACUCAGCUACAUUCAAUCAUCUUAAAACUGUUGUCCUAAAAACCGACAAUAGAAAUGCACAUAAAAGGGAUCCAAUUAAGUUAUAAAUGUGUAAUUUUUCUCUUUUUUUUGUUUUUACUAAACAAAAAGAUGUUCAGCACACUAAAAUAAAAAAAA